This is a messenger RNA of Racocetra persica, 406 nucleotides long. NCBI's taxonomy places the organism in Eukaryota, Fungi, Glomeromycota, Glomeromycetes, Diversisporales, Gigasporaceae. The record is from the annotation of a GenBank genome assembly.
UUUCAAAUGGAUCAACAAAACGGAACGUCCCGUUCAGAAUCUGUCCCUCCACCACCUUCGCAACAUCCUGAAACUGUUUCUGGUGGUGGCACCCACCCUUACUCUUCUAGAAAGGAUCGUUCUUUGUCACCUAGAAGUGGCUAUCGUCGUUCAUCUUAUUCUCCGCGACGAAGAAGUCCUUCCCCCAGAGGUUACCGUAAUGGUAGAGAGGAGAGAUAUAGAGAAGAUCGGUAUGCUAGAGAAGAUAGAUAUGAUCGAGGUUAUCCCAGAGGUGGAGGUUAUAGAGAAGACAGAGGGUAUCGUGAUAACUUUUACGGUUCUGAAAGACGAGGUCCUCCAAGAAGAAGUAAACCGAUUGAUCGUGGUAGUGAAAAAGAAAGACGUGAUUCUACUACUCUUUACGUUG